AUGUCGAAGCCCAAAGACGUGUUUGUUAAUUCGGAAUCCGAAAUAGAUUCCCAGCAGUCGAGUACUCACCAAUUGGUGAGCUCUCCUACGGAUGCUGAGGCUAUAUCUGAGCGCAACACGCGGCCAUCUCGAUUGGUGCUCAUUCUUACACUCGCUUCGUCUAUAAGUGGCUUCAUGUUCGGUUACGAUACCGGAUAUAUUUCGUCUGCAUUGGUGAAUAUUGGCACCGAUUUGAGCAACAAGGUACUCACAUCGGGAGAAAAGGAGUUCAUCACUUCCGCCACGUCGUUGGGGGCGUUGUUGGGUGCAUUUAUUGGCGGUAUUGCUGCCAAUUUGGUGGGGAGAAAAAAGGUCAUUUUGGGCUCCAAUGUGUUCUUUGUGGUGGGUACUAUUAUCCAGCUUGCUGCUCACACUGUGUGGACUAUGAUUGUGGGAAGAUUUAUUCUUGGUUGGGGAGUGGGUAUCGCAUCGUUGAUCGCUCCUUUGAUGCUUAGUGAAUUGGCUCCUUCCAAAUAUAGAGGGAGAUUGAUCGUGACCAACGGUAUGUUCUUGACCGGAGGUCAAUUGGUCGCUUACUUUAUUAAUUGGGGAUUAACCCACGUCAAACAUGGCUGGCGUGUUUCGGUUGGAUUGUGCUUGGUGCCCCCAGUAGUGCAGUCGGUAUUGUUCUUCUUCCUCCCCGACACUCCCAGAUACUACGUGAUCUGUGGUAAAUACGACGAGGCCAAGAAAGUCAUCAUGAAAAUGCACAAUAACCCUUCUCCUGAAUUGGCCAACAUGGUGGUUGAAGAAAUGAUUGCAUCCAAUUCGGUGGUUCCUGGAAAAAAUUCAUUGCAACAAACUUGGAACUCCAUCAAAAUUCUCCACAAAAAUCCCGCCAAUUUGAGAGCAUUAAUCUUAGCAUGUGGGUUGCAAGGUAUUCAACAAUUUACUGGUUUCAAUUCCCUUAUGUACUUCAGUGCUACUAUCUUCGAAACAGUAGGUUUCAAGAACUCCACUGCCGUUUCCAUUAUCAUCGCAGCAACCAACUUUGUGUUCACAGGUGUGGCUUUAUGCAUCAUCGACUUUGUCGGAAGAAGAAGGAUCUUACUUUUUGCCAUUCCUGGUAUGUGUGGAUCCUUAAUUCUUUGUGCUAUUGCAUUUCACUUUAUGGGUGUAGACUUUUCGUCUGGUGCCAAAGUUAUCGUCAAAGCCGCGGGAAUCACUGGGUGGGGAAUCGUGGUGAUUCUUGGCAUGGUUUUGUUCGUCGCUUGUUACGCCAUUGGUAUUGGAACCAGCGCAUGGACUGGAGUUGAAUUAUUCUCUGACGUGAACGUCAGGUCUGUGGGAGCAAUGUAUGCCGCGGGAACCAACUGGAGUGGUUCGUUGGUGAUUGCGUCUACAUUCUUGACCAUGUUGGAGAACAUUACACCUACGGGUACAUUUUCUUUGUUUGCAGCUUUAUGUUUUGUUGCGUUCUUGUUUGUCUACUUUUUGCUUCCUGAGGUUGCAGGAUUAGAAUUAGAGGAAACCACUUCGUACUUGACCCAUGGGUUUAACGUACGUGAAGCAUCGAAAUUGUCCAAAGAGAGAAAGAAGGUAUCGAAGUAUCUUAACAAUGCUGCUCAAAAUGCAGCUUAA
Messenger RNA from Meyerozyma guilliermondii ATCC 6260, 1620 nucleotides. It is a transcript of the gene ITR1, whose product is annotated as myo-inositol transporter. NCBI's taxonomy places the organism in Eukaryota, Fungi, Ascomycota, Pichiomycetes, Serinales, Debaryomycetaceae. The transcript has a single exon. The record is from RefSeq and is a predicted model, not a curated record. Gene Ontology annotation, molecular function: myo-inositol:proton symporter activity. Gene Ontology annotation, biological process: transmembrane transport. The coding region runs from base 1 to 1620 and encodes 539 amino acids. Gene Ontology annotation, cellular component: membrane.